Camelina sativa (false flax) is the source of this 811-nucleotide messenger RNA. RefSeq names its product germin-like protein subfamily 1 member 18. NCBI's taxonomy places the organism in Eukaryota, Viridiplantae, Streptophyta, Magnoliopsida, Brassicales, Brassicaceae. The record is from RefSeq and is a predicted model, not a curated record. Gene Ontology annotation, molecular function: manganese ion binding.
UAGAGAGAGAGUAUUCACUUAAACCUUCUGUUUGAAAAAGAAAAAAAUGAGGGUUUCUCAAUCUCUCAUCCCUGUUGCCAUAAUUGCUUUAGUCAUCUCCUUUGCCAAUGCUUAUGAUCGUCCACUACAAGACUUCUGUGUGGCCACUGAUGACUUAAAUGGCGUUUUUGUGAAUGGUCGAUUCUGUAAAGAUCCAACGCUAUCCGAUGCAAAAGAUUUUUUCUUCUCAGGCCUCAACAUGCCCGGGAACACCAAUAAUCAAGUUGGCUCAAAUGUGACGACAGUUAAUGUUGAUCAGAUCCCAGGGCUAAACACCAUGGGAAUAUCAUUGGUCCGCAUAGACUACGCGCCAUACGGCCAAAAUCCCCCACACACGCACCCUCGUGGCUCAGAAAUACUUGUCCUUGUCCAAGGAACAUUAUACGUUGGUUUUAUCGCUUCCAAUCAAAACGAAAACAGGUUAUUCGCCAGAGUAUUGCACCCAGGUGAUGUUUUUGUGUUUCCCAUAGGAAUGAUCCAUUUUCAGGUGAAUAUUGACAAAGUUCCAGCAGUUGCUUUUGCUGAAUUGAGUAGUCAGAAUGCUGGUGUCAUCACAAUUGCAAACGCUGUGUUCGGGUCAAACCCUCAGAUUUAUCCAGAGCUUCUCGCCAAGGCUUUCCAGGUUGAUGCAAGUAUCGUUGAAGAAAUUGAAGCCAAGUUUGGGUCCACAGUACCUUAAUAUAAAUUGUUAUAUAGAGUGUUUAUCAUUGUAACACUCACUUACAAAUGCAAUACUAAGAAAUAAUCAUGUCUUAUAAAGUAAAAAAUGAUG